UGUUGUUGGAGCUCUGAUCUUCUUGCAACCAUGCUAAUGAAACUUACCUUUUUACCAAAAUUAUACUUGUGUAAUAAAAAUCAAGCAGCAUUAUGCCCUCUCCUCACCAUCGCCUGCCGCCUUUUGUGAGCGCUCUCCGAAACCCCAUCACUUGGUUCUUUAUUAGCGUCCUAAUCCUUUAUCUUCUUUAUUCAUCCAAUGUCGCUCUGUACAAUGAUAAAGCCAACUGUUCUUUACCUUCUGAACUUCUUAACCCCAGAGAAGCUCUUCAAACAGUUGAACAUUUGAGCAAUUCGUCGCUCACGACGUCUCCAGAUGAGGAUCAUAAUAGUACUAGCCUUAUGCUUCCUCAAACAACAACACCACCACCACCACCACCACCACCAUCUAUUCAACGAUUUGAUACCAAGAUCAAACACAUUGCUUUUGGAAUUGCUGCAUCAGAGUUUUUUUGGGAGAAUAGGAAAGAGUACAUCAAACAAUGGUGGAGGCCAGGGGAAACUAGAGGGGUUGUUUGGUUGGAUAAGAAUGUAAGCACGGACAGGAAUGAAGGGUUGCCGGAAAUAAGGAUUUCUGGUGACACUUCGCAGUUUAAGUACACCAACACGCAGGGUGACCGAUCAGCAUUGAGGAUUGCAAGGGUAGUUUCUGAGACAUUGAGGCUGGGAAUGAAAGAUAUUAGAUGGUUUGUCAUGGGAGAUGAUGACACCGUGUUUAUGGUUGAGAAUGUGGUAAGAGUAUUGUCUAAGUAUGACCAUAAUGAGCUUUACUACAUCGGGUGUAUAUCAGAGAGUCAUGUUCAGAACAUAGUUUUCUCCUAUGCAAUGGCAUUUGGUGGAGGUGGAUUUGCGCUAAGCUAUCCAUUGGCAAAGGAGUUGGAGAGGAUUCACGAUCGAUGCAUUCAACGAUAUCCGGGACUGUAUGGAAGUGAUGAUAGAAUGCAGGCUUGCAUGGCAGAACUAGGUGUGCCACUCACUAGGGAACAUGGAUUUCAUCAGUAUGACGUGUAUGGGAAUCUAUUAGGACUUUUGGGAGCUCAUCCUGUAACUCCUCUGGUUUCGCUACACCACCUCGAUGUAUUGGAUCCAGUAUAUCCAAAAAUGACAAGAGUGCAGGCAAUUCAUCACCUAUUUGAAGCUGCCAAGUAUGAUAGUGCCAGUAUAGCACAGCAGUCCAUCUGCUACGACAGGAACCGUGAAUGGUCUAUCUCAGUUUCAUGGGGAUACGUUGUUCAGAUCAUAAGAGGAGUACUAUCGCCCAGAGAGCUAGAAAUGCCAACAAGAACGUUCCUCAAUUGGUACAAGAAGGCUGAUUACACUGCCUAUGCAUUUAAUACUAGGCCGUUCGCAAGGCAACCCUGCCAGAAGCCCUAUGUUUAUUACAUGACUUCUAUGAGAUAUGAUGAGAAAAGGAGACAAAUCGUUGCAUUCCAUUCUCUUAAUAAAGAUAGCUACCCUAAUUGUAGAUGGCAAAUGGACUCACCUGAAGAAAUUGAUGAUGUCAUCGUCAUGAAAAAGCCGGAUAAUGAUCGUUGGCAAAAGUCACCAAGGAGGGAUUGUUGUAGGGUUAUGCCAUCUGGUAAAAACUCAAGCAUGUACAUAUGGGUUGGCAAAUGCAGACAAGGGGAAAUUAGCGAAUUAUAGCUGUAACAGGAAAGGUGAAAUCAUUGCAAAGAUCAUGUACAGAGUAAACCAAGCUACAGAUGAUUUGAUUUUUAAGAAGUUAGGACUUUACAAAAGGCAGAACGGCCACUAUUGUGUAUACAUUUGUACCAAUGUAAUACAAACUUUGUAUGUAUGUAACUUUAUACUCAGAAAUCACUUGUUUUUUCCCC
Messenger RNA from Daucus carota subsp. sativus, 1834 nucleotides. RefSeq lists its product as uncharacterized. Bases 93 to 1643 code for a protein of 516 amino acids. NCBI's taxonomy places the organism in Eukaryota, Viridiplantae, Streptophyta, Magnoliopsida, Apiales, Apiaceae. The record is from RefSeq and is a predicted model, not a curated record. The transcript is spliced from 3 exons. Gene Ontology annotation, molecular function: acetylglucosaminyltransferase activity.